AUGCUUUCACUCAAGACAGGGCGCAAUUUGCAUGAGAUCCUCAGACAAGAACGCCUGAAAUAUGAGAUGUCUCGCGCCCACAAAUUCGAAAGUACUGACGGUGUUGGGGCUAAUAUCGAGGAAGAGACGUCCGAAAAGAUGAUCGUGGAUAUCACUGAAAAGAGUGAGAAGCUGGUCUCCCACUUUGGCGAUGUUCUAUCAAAGCGGAGGUCUAUGUUGGAGGUAGAAUUGCGCCAGCAGCCCCUCAAUUCUGUUCGUAUCGCGUCAGUAUCGCCUUCGUCUGCCUGUCAACCAAUUUUCACUUCCGAUCUCGCUAAUACAAUUAAGUACUAUAGUUUUGCCGGUAAACAGGAAGAUUGCAACCGAUGGGUAAACGAGAACCCAGCCAUUAUCGCAAGGCUUCCAAUUCCUCUUCAGUUUUGGGUCACUUCCACGAAGGACUUAAAUGGAUGCUCAAAUGCCAUAUACAACCAUCAUGAUGACGGAACACUUGCAAGUCUCGAUACAUGGUCUUGUUUCAAGCUUAAAGAAGCAAUUAGCAAGAAUGAAUAUGUGUGGCAUCAAAUGACGAUGUUCAUCAGAUGGAGACCGAAAGAACAAAAUACGUUUAUCUUUUGUUCAGACCUCUCUGAAUCGUUGCAAAAGGCAUUGAACCAUCGCAUUUCUGGCAUCGACCCAAGUGACCCGUAUACUUGGCAUGCUGUUUUUUUAGACGAACUUAGGGAGUGCUACGAUGAUUGUGUUUGGAAACUCAGACAUCUAGUCCGUGAAGCUGAGAAGUUUCGAGAUGUGUAUCAACCCAUGGGGCCCGAUUUCCCAAAACUGCACGAUAUUGCAAGACAUGUGAUCCACUCAAAUGAGACUCUUGACGUCGCAAUAGAGACAAUUGACAGCAUUCUUCACGAACAUGAGCUACUUAUCUCACGUGAAGGAAGCACUGGCUCUCACAAAAUACAAAAAAUAAGUGCAGAGGAUGUUACACGACGACUGUACUAUCAUUCCAGGGAAAUUCGUGCUAUUAAAGCACGAUCCGCAUCGCUAUAUGAUCGACUACAGAAUGAAAUUAACCUGGGAUUCAACUCGUCUCACAAACUGACACAGCCGCAAUGA
Messenger RNA from Histoplasma capsulatum G186AR, 1110 nucleotides. RefSeq lists its product as uncharacterized. The record is from RefSeq and is a predicted model, not a curated record. The coding region runs from base 1 to 1110 and encodes 369 amino acids. Lineage: Eukaryota; Fungi; Ascomycota; Eurotiomycetes; Onygenales; Ajellomycetaceae. The transcript is spliced from 7 exons.